UUUUUACUGUUUUUGGCUGCUUUUCCCCCAUUUCCAGCGCUGUUUAACCUGAUCCCGGUUGGGCUCUGUGUCGUCGCCAUUGGGGGUUACUGGGAUGAACUGGGAUGAACUGGCUACUGGUUUACAUUGGUCCAUACUGGUUUAUAUCGGUUUAUAGUGGUUUUUAACUGUUUUUGGCUGUUUUUCCCCCAUUUCCAGCGCUGUUUAACCUGAUCCCGGUCGGGGCUCUGUGUCGUCGCCAUUGGGGGUUACUGGGAUGAACUGGGAUGAACUGGGGGUUGCUGUCAGUGGUUACUGGUUUAUAUCGGUUUAUAGUGGUUUUUAACUGUUUUUUACUGUUUUCGGCUGUUUUUCCCCCAUUUCCAGCGCUGUUUAACCUGAUCCCGGUCGGGCUCCGCGUCGUCGCCAUCCAGGGCACGCGCGCCGGGCGUUACGUGGCCAUGAACGGGGCCGGCGUCGUCUACACCUCCGUGCACUUCACGCCCGAGUGCCGCUUCAAGGAGUGCGUGUUCGAGAACUACCACGUGCUCUACGCCUCGGCGCUGUACCGGCAGCGCCGCUCGGGCCGCGCCUGGUACCUGGGGCUGGACCGGCACGGGCGGCCCAUGGCCGGGCCCCGGGUCAGGAAGGACAAGGCGGCCGCGCAUUUCCUGCCACAGCUGCUCGAGGUGGCGCUGUACCGGGAGCCGUCCCUGCACGAGGUCGAGGAGCCCCCGGGGACCCCUCCCCCACCGGAGACCCCGCCCCCUCCGCCCGGGACCCCGCCCCCUCCGCCCGGUGACCUCUGACCUCUGGGAGCCGUGACCUCGGCGACCUCUGUGACCUCUGACCUCGGAGCCCGAACGGACGCCUGCACUGAGACCCCCGGGGGGGGCGAAAAUGGCAAAAAAACCCGAAACAAACCCAAAAAUCUGCAAAGGAAAUCCCGAAAAUUCACUGAGAAAACGCCAAAAAUCCCGGGAAAAAAUUUAAGAAAUUCUGCUGGAAAAAUUAAAAUAAUGCAGGAAACCCAAGUAAUCCAUGGAAAAAUAACAAAAAUUCCUCUGGAAAAAUCACAAAAAUUCAUGAAGAAAAUGCCAAAAAUCUCUGGAAAAAAAAAAGGAAAGAAUCUCUCCAGAAAACACCCCAAGAAUUUACGGAGAAAAUCCAAAAAAAUCCUUGGAAAAAAACCGAAAAAAUUCCAUAUUGAAAAAAAACCAAAAAUCCAGGAAGAAAAUCCCAAAAAUCCAUGGGAAAAAAAAAGGAAAAAAAAUCUCUCUGGAAGAAAACCAAAAAUCCAUGAAGAAAAUCCCAAAAAUCCAUGGGAAAAAAAAGCCAAAAAUCCCUCCUGAAAAAUAAAAAAUAUCCACGAAAAAAACUCCAAAAAUCACAAAGAAAAAACCCAAAAAAUCUCUGAAGAAAAUCUCAGAAAUCAGAGAAAACCCCCCCUCCGAAAUCGCUGGAAAACCCCCGAAACAGACCCUCAAAAACACCUGAAGAA
Melospiza melodia melodia is the source of this 1480-nucleotide messenger RNA. RefSeq names its product fibroblast growth factor 11-like. Bases 267 to 788 code for a protein of 173 amino acids. Lineage: Eukaryota; Metazoa; Chordata; Aves; Passeriformes; Passerellidae. The record is from RefSeq and is a predicted model, not a curated record. Gene Ontology annotation, cellular component: nucleus; cytoplasm. Gene Ontology annotation, molecular function: growth factor activity; sodium channel regulator activity. The transcript has 3 exons. Gene Ontology annotation, biological process: regulation of voltage-gated sodium channel activity.